This is a messenger RNA of Lucilia sericata (common green bottle fly), 718 nucleotides long. RefSeq lists its product as uncharacterized. Lineage: Eukaryota; Metazoa; Arthropoda; Insecta; Diptera; Calliphoridae. The transcript is spliced from 4 exons. The record is from RefSeq and is a predicted model, not a curated record. Bases 78 to 623 code for a protein of 181 amino acids.
UGUGUACGUUCGUUCGUUAUUAAAUUAACGGUUUUUGUUUUCGUUAAAAAAAAACCAACUCAAACCUUUAACAUAAAAUGAAAUUUGCGUGUAUUAUUUCGAAAUUAUUUGUUUAUUUAAGUUUUUUAGUGGCUGUUUGCCAAACAUACCCAGUGGUAAAUAGUGAUGGCUCCUAUAAUGCAGAACUUUCCGAGCCAGAAUUGUCACAUCAAACAGAAUUAAGUGAUGAUGAUUUAGCUUUACAUUCACAAGCAGAGCUUUCAUCAGAUUCCGGUGCAUUAAGGAUUUCUUUAUUUAAAGCUGCCGAGAAAACCCGGGAGUCGGUCAAUUUGGAAACUGAGGGAGUACCAUCAAAAGUUUUAAGUCUCUACGAUAAAACUCAAAAGAAAUAUUUUGAUAAAACACAGCCUUUACCCAUUUUGGAUACCAUAAGUGAACAUGAAAAAUAUGGUAAUAAUGGUGACAUGUUUGAUGGCAUUUCUCGUAGUCUGGUAAAUGGUUAUGAGGCCUUUUCCAAUCUAUUAAAUACUUUAAUACAGAAACCCAAAGAAAUAGCUCGUUCCAUAUCGAAAGGCAUUACCGCACAAUUGGAUGUUAUAGGUGGUAAAAUUGUGGGAUUGUAGUAAUUUAGUUGUUUUUUUUUUUAUUAAGUUUUUUUAUUUUUUAUUAAAUAUUGUUAUUAUUUUAGCAAACAUUUCUUACUUUUAUAUGUAUUUGC